Molecule: messenger RNA, 4659 nt
Organism: Metarhizium acridum CQMa 102
Lineage: Eukaryota; Fungi; Ascomycota; Sordariomycetes; Hypocreales; Clavicipitaceae
Source: RefSeq, a predicted model, not a curated record
AUGAUGCAGCCUCUCGACCGCGACGAUCAUUGCGGGGACAAGGACAUUAGGAAGCGGGACUCCCCCUCUGAUGAGACAACCGAGUCUCUACAACACCGCCCUGAAGAAUCACGGCAGCACUACACGCCCAUCAGGCCUGGCAAAUGUCAUGAUCGGAACACCAAGAGUCCGCGUCCGCCGUCAUCUCCAAAUGCUGACAGGACAUCACAAAAUGAUUGGCCAUCUGGAAUGGUUAGCCGGCGCAUUCAAGAUAUAAUUCCCGAUGCGGAAAGGCAGGAGCUGGUCCGCGUCGCGACAUCCCUCUCACGUUGUCAAUCUAACGUAUCUGACACGACUAACCUCGACAGCCUCGGGGUUGCCAACAUUCAGGACCAUGAUUCCGACUCGACCAUGGACCCCCUCAGCCCACAUUUCGAUGUCCACAAGUGGGCGCAAAAUUUCACCGAACAGUUGCACGGGAAAGGACACCACCAGGUGUCAACGGGCGUUAUAUACAAGAAUCUGAGUGUUUACGGCUCAGGAGCAGCCCUGCAGCUCCAACCCACCGUUGGCUCAGUCUUGACAUCCGUGCUGCGGCCUGGUGACGUCUUCAGCUUUGGCAAGAAUGAGCCUAGGCAGAUAUUACACAGCUUCGAUGGAAUGAUCUGCGGCGGCGAGAUGCUGGUCGUGCUGGGUCGGCCAGGAUCCGGGUGCAGCACGCUGCUCAAAUCCCUCUGCGGGGAGCUGCAUGGUCUCAGUCUAGACAACACUUCAACUAUUCAAUAUGGAGGAAUCCCGCAGACCCAGAUGAAGAAGGAAUUCAAAGGAGAGGUAGAUAAGCAUUUCCCGCACCUAACGGCUGGCCAGACGCUCGAGUUCGCAGCCUCGGUCCGUACGCCUUCGCACCGGAUUCAAAACAUGUCCCGCGGAGAGUAUUGCCGAUACAUUGCACGUGUCGUCAUGGCGGUAUGUGGGCUCAACCAUACCUACAAUACAAGGGUUGGAAACGACUUCAUCCGCGGCGUCUCGGGCGGCGAGAGGAAGCGAGUCACCAUCGCAGAGAUGAUUCUUGCCGGCUCUCCCUUUUCCGCUUGGGACAAUAGCACCAGGGGGCUUGAUGCGGCAACGGCACUGAAGUUUGUAGAGACGUUGCGGUUGUCGUCAGAUCUAGGCCAUCACUCCAAUGUCGUUGCGAUCUAUCAAGCAAGUCAGACCAUGUACGAUAUCUUUGACAAGGUGACUGUGUUAUACGAAGGCCGUCAAAUAUAUUUUGGAUCAACAAAAGCCGCGAAGGAUUAUUUUUUGAGACAAGGAUGGUAUUGCCCUCCUCGGCAGACUACAGGGGACUUCCUCACAUCCGUGACAAAUCCUCAGGAAAGAAUGGCGCGGGAGGGAAUGGAAAGCAAGGUGCCCAGGACUCCGGAAGAGUUUGAGAGAUACUGGCGAUUGUCUCCUGAGUACAAGGCACUCAUGAAAGAUAUUGGCGCCUUUGAACAGGGCCUCCGCGACAAGGGGAAUGAGACCAUUUCCCAGUUCCGCCAGCAGAAGAACUACGAGCAGGCAAAACAUGUAAGGCCCAAAUCACCCUACCGCAUCAGCUUAGCAAUGCAAGUGAGGCUGAACACAAAGAGAGCGUACCAGCGGACCUGGAACGACAUCUCAGCUACCAUGAUCGUUACUGUCGUCAACACUGUUAUGGCGCUGAUUAUCGGUUCUGUAUUCUACGGCACACCAGACGCAACGGCAGGUUUCUAUGCCAAGGGAUCGGUCAUAUUCAUGGCUAUUCUGCUCAAUGCACUGACUGCCAUCACCGAGAUCAGCACCUUGUAUGCCCAGAGACCUAUAGUGGAGAAACAUUCGUCAUACGCUUUUUAUCAUCCUGCUACUGAGGCUGCCGCCGGCGUUCUGGCCGAUAUACCCGUCAAGUUCGUCACUGCAACCGUGUUGAGUCUCAUCAUCUACUUCAUGGCAGGCUUGCGGAGAGAGCCGGCUCAAUUCUUUCUCUUCUUCCUUAUCAACUAUGUUUCGAUCUUUAUCAUGAUCGCCAUGUUCAGGACAAUGGCGGCUAUUACAUCUAGCGUCUCACAGGCCAUGACACUGGCUGCGGUGUUGGUCCUGGCACUGGUCAUCUACACUGGCUUCUUCAUUACUGUGUCUUCAAUGCACCCCUGGCUCUCAUGGAUCCGCUGGAUCAAUCCAAUCUUCUACGCCUUUGAGAUCCUGAUAGCGAACGAGUUUCAUGGUCGCGAUUUCACGUGCUCAAAUAUAUUUCCUCCAUAUAGCCCCCCUGUUGGCGAUUCAUGGACCUGCGUCGCUCUCAGCGCUGUACCUGGCAAAUCAACAGUCAGCGGUGACGACUUCAUUGCGGCCAACUAUGGGUAUUCGUAUUCACACGUGUGGCGAAACUUCGGCAUCCUGAUCGGCUUCCUUCUUGCUUUCAUGGCAGUCUACUUUAUGACAACAGAAAUCAACUCCGCCACGUCAAGCACUGCUGAGGCAUUGGUUUUUCAACGAGGUCAUGUUCCGCCCAGUCUCCAGAAAAGUAGCACACAGCGCAGCAGAGACGUGGAACGGCCGUCGACAGUAAGCACACAAAUUAGCAACAGCGCCAGCGUCAAAGACACAGAAGUCGAGGCAAUCCCGGCCCAACGAGACAUUUUUACGUGGAAAGACGUCGUGUACGACAUAAAGAUCAAGGAAGAACCGAGGCGGCUUCUGGACCAUGUGGCUGGAUGGGUCAAACCUGGCACUCUCACGGCGCUCAUGGGGGUAAGCGGAGCCGGCAAGACAACCCUUUUAGAUGUCCUUGCACAGCGAAUCUCUGUCGGGGUCGUGACGGGGAACAUGCUUGUCAAUGGGCAGCCGCUCGACGCCAGUUUCCAACGCAACACAGGUUAUGUCCAGCAGCAAGAUCUUCACCUCCAGACGGCUACCGUACGAGAGAGUCUCCGCUUCAGUGCGAGGCUCCGCCAACCCAAGUCUGUUAGCAAGAAGCAAAAAUACGCGUCUGUGGAAGAAGUAAUCAGGAUGCUUAAUAUGGAAGAUUUUGCUAACGCCAUCGUCGGUGUUGCUGGAGAAGGCUUAAACGUUGAACAGCGCAAGCGCCUGACCAUCGGAGUUGAACUCGUCGCGAAGCCGAAGCUAUUGCUUUUCCUUGAUGAGCCCACCAGCGGGCUUGACUCGCAAAGCUCACGAGCCAUCUGCAUCUUCCUCAAGAAACUGGCAGAGGCGGGCCAGGCAGUGCUCUGCACUGUUCAUCAACCCAGCGCGAUUCUCUUCCAGGAGUUCGAUCGCCUACUUUUCCUUGCCAAGGGCGGAAAGACCGUCUACUUCGGAGAGAUUGGUGCUAACUCGCGGAUAUUACUGGACUGCUUCGAGUCUCACGGCGCACACCGUCGCUGCGGUGACACCGAAAAUCCGGCCGAGUACAUGUUGGAGAUGGUCAAUGCAGGCACAAAUUCCCACGGCGAAGAUUGGCACUCGGUCUGGGAAUCAAGCAAUGAACGCAAGGCGGUCGAUGCUGAGAUCGAAAGGAUCCAUGCUGAAAAGCAGGCUGAGACACGUGCCGCCGGAGAGCGUGACGCUGCUUCCAAGCGUUCUGAGUUUGCCAUGCCGAUGCUAUAUCAGGUGCAGGUUGUGACCGCCAGGGUGUUUCAGCAGUACUGGAGGAUGCCAUCUUACAUAUUUUCCAAAUGGCUCUUGGGCAUCACAGCUGGCCUUUUCAUUGGCUUCAGCUUCUAUCAGGUUACUGACACGCUGGCUGGUAUUCAGAAUGCGAUCUUCGCAGUCUUCAUGCUGACGACAAUGUUUACAACCCUGGUCCAGCAGAUCCAACCCCUCUUCGUCACCCAGCGGGAGCUCUACGAGGUUCGAGAACGCCCAAGCAAGGCUUACUCCUGGAAAGCCUUCCUCAUUGCCAAUAUCAUUGUCGAAAUUCCCUUCCAGAUUGUCACUAGCGUCUUCAUUUACGCAUGCUUCUACUUUCCAGUUUUCGGUGCUGGACAGAGUCCCGUACAGCAAGGCCUCAUCCUCCUCUUCACUCUCCAGCUUUUUCUCUAUGCCAGCGCAUUCGCCGACAUGACGGUUGCAGCACUUCCGAAUGCGCAGGCUGCGGGCGGCAUCGUAAUUUUCCUGACCUUGAUGAGCACUCUCUUCUGCGGCGUGAUGCAGUCGCCCACAGCGCUCCCGGGCUUUUGGAUCUUCAUGUACAGGGUCAGCCCCAUUACCUACUGGGUGGGCGGGAUCGUCUCGACGGCUCUGCACGGCCGCAAGAUUGACUGUUCGUCAAACGAGACGGCCAGUUUCGAUCCUCCACCGGGCCUUACCUGCGGCGAAUACCUCUCUCCGAUUUUGUCGCAGGCCCCAGGCGUGCUGCAAAAUCCAAUGGACACCCGAGAAUGCCGGUACUGCCCAUACAACAAUGCCGAUCAGUACAUCGCCGGUUAUGGCAUCGUCUGGAGCGAGCGGUGGAGGAACUUUGGCAUCGUUUGGGCCUACAUCGCAUUCGAUAUCGCAAUGACGGUGGCCGUGUAUUACCUCUUCCGGGUGCACACCGUGUCUAGCAGAAUGUCCGGUCUGAGGGAAAAGAUAUCCAAGUGGGCAAGGGCUCGCAGGGGAAUUAGGAAUAAGGUCAGGCCCGUCGAUAUCACGGGUGAAUCUUUGUCGGCUGAUGCUGAGUGA